UUGAUUGCUAGCAAUCUGGAAUUAUUGGAAAAAAGAUCUAGACUCGGACGAGCACGUGAGCCCGUUUCACAUGGUCCGCGGUAGACGAUAAACUAUUUUCAUACGGCAGAGCAUAUGACAACGUCGCGGCGUGAUCUUCAUCAAUCCAUUUUUUUAUAUUGUUUGAUGAACCUUUCGGAAGCACAUACCAUAUCUUCUCGUGAGAACAUACCCAUGUCAAUGCUCGAUGUUCUCGCACGCAAGUGAUUCGGAACAACCUUGGUGGAGGUCAUUGAGCAAGCAUGCCUCGUGAAGUGGAGAUUUCCAACAUUGAGCGGAAUUUUAUCCUCGAAGCCCUAGAACAAGAAAUUCGCGUGGAUGGCCGAACCCUAGAUCAAUACAGACCUCUUGAAUUAGAGUUCGGAGAGGACUUUGGUACUGUGACUCUUCGCCUAGGGAAAACGAGAGUACACGUCCAGGUAUCGGCGGAAGUAACGAAGCCCCUGGAAGAUCGCAAGUUCGAAGGCAUAUUCACGAUUGUUACUGAACUGAGUCCCAUUGCCUCCCCGGCAUUUGAAGUUGGCAGGCCCAACGAGCAAGAGCUCAUUCUCUCGCGUAUUCUCGAAAAAGCCAUCCGGCGGUCAAGGGCGAUCGACACCGAGUCCUUAUGUAUCAUUGCAGGGGCAAAAUGCUGGUCGAUUCGAGCGGAUGUGCACUUUCUGGAUGCAGACGGUGGCUUGAUCGAUGCUUCUUGCAUAGCCAUUGUCGCGGCUCUACGGCAUUUCCGGAGACCAGACGUGUCAGUUGACGGCGAAAAUGUCACCAUCUACACCAUGGCCGAGAGAGUGCCUGUCCCUCUAAGUAUUAUGCACCACCCGGUCUGCAUUACGUUCAGCUUUUACCACGGCGGAGACAUCAUACUGCUGGACGCGACGCGGAGCGAAGAACAGGUCAGGGAGGCUGAAGUGAUUCUGACGGUCAACGAUUUCGAAUUAUGCCAAGUUGCCAAACUGGGAGGAGGUGCCGUCGAUGCCGUGGUUCUGCUCAAAUGUAUCAACACAGCUUUGGCCAAGGGCAGAGACAUCAAUGGAAUCGUGGCCAAGAAAUUGGCUGAAGAUUCCACAAAGCGAGAUGUGGGAGGAUUGAUUGCUGAAUUGAGGGCGGAAAACGAGAGAUGAGGUCCUCUGACUUCGCAGACCUCAUGCUGCGCAGUCGAUAAGCUAAUCACAAAGACUCUUCGCGCCAUCAGGUGCUGAAGAGACAUGCGACCACCGGAAACCAUAGACAAGAUUCGCGAGUGUCUUGCAACAAUCUUGGAGCACAGAAUAUCGCCCCCAAGUCAGGUUACAGAGUGGCAGUGCACUAGGUGCAACGAUAGGUGAUCGCCCCACCAGAUCUCAUUUCAGCAGUGGACGCAGGAUCCAAUCGCUCGUGAGAAUAGCAGAGUAUCAGAGAGGGUAGAUACUUGGUGGAAUGCACUACAAAAGUGAUGAGGAAGAAGUCUUAGGCUUAAGGUAGUUGAUAGAGGCACGCUGAGUGUUUUAAGUGCCUGCAUCAAUCACCUAUUUUCAGGGU
Molecule: messenger RNA, 1554 nt
Organism: Exophiala viscosa
Lineage: Eukaryota; Fungi; Ascomycota; Eurotiomycetes; Chaetothyriales; Herpotrichiellaceae
Product: exoribonuclease like to ribonuclease
Exons: 3
Coding region: 282-1157 (291 amino acids)
Biological process (GO): nuclear polyadenylation-dependent mRNA catabolic process; U5 snRNA 3'-end processing; U1 snRNA 3'-end processing
Cellular component (GO): cytoplasmic exosome (RNase complex); nuclear exosome (RNase complex)
Molecular function (GO): mRNA 3'-UTR AU-rich region binding
Source: RefSeq, a predicted model, not a curated record